CGAGGUAAUCAUAGAAGCACCAUCGUUGUGAAUUUCCGUCUUGUUUGCGAUUGCACCUGCACAAAAAUAGACCACGAAAGCUUAAGACCUUAGUUUUGAAGGCCUGCCAAAAAAGGAUGAGAUUCAUAGCUCUCGUUUCGGGCGGAAAAGAUUCGAUCUAUUCGAUCCUUCGAGCAAUGAAAAAUGGGCACGAACUMGUGGCUUGUCUCCAUCUUGGAGCACCCGUUGUGGACAAAAGCAAUGAGGAAGAGCUGGAAGAAUCCUACAUGUAUCAAACGGCUGCGUCCGAAGUAGUGAAAGUAAUGGUAGAAGAAUGUCUCGGCGUGGAGCUCUUGCUGUAUCCGAGGCAGGGAAAGAGCGUAAACACGGGAUUGGUAUACGACAACACAACGCCAAAAGACGAGGUAGAGGACCUAUUCCUGGCCCUGGAGCAGGCUACGAAGCGGUUCGAGAUCGAUGCUGUCUGCUCGGGGGCGAUUCUAUCGACCUAUCAACGGGUGCGCAUCGAACAUGUUUGCAAUCGACUGGGCCUAACGUCGCUCUCCUACCUGUGGAGACUCGGUCCGCAAAGAGAAUUGCUCCGGGAGAUGCUGGAGGAUGGCAUCGAGGCCGUACUCGUCAAGGUGGCCUGUCCCCCGGGAUUGCUUCCAAGAAAGCACCUGAACAAGAGCCUGAGGUUCUUAUCGGACAUCGGACUGCUGGAGCGAUUGAAUCAGCUGUAUCAGUUCCAUGUUUGUGGCGAGGGUGGCGAAUACGAAUCUCUGGUCAUCGAUUCUCCCCUGCACAAAAAGAAACUGGUGCUCGACGAAGUGGAAAUCAUGGAGAGCGAUGCGGGRGAUGGUGUUGGUGAACUKAAAAUACUCUCCUGCCACGCCGAAGAAAAGGUAGAGGGAGAUGUCCCAUUGUUGGAACUGCCCGUAUAUGACAACCAGGAGCAACCGGAGCAGGAAUAUUCAAAGCUUAGCACGGCCGAACAAGACACASAGAAAACGCMUGUUGGAGGACAAGCAGUGCCCUCUGUGUCGUUUGUUCCUUACGUGUAUCAAGGGACGGGGGGCUUGUUGCAUUUCAGUGAAAUCAUGUCUCCAGUCACGGCAACUUCUUUUACAUCCGGAAGCAAGUCCGAAGCUGAACUGGCAGUAGAAGAAGCAUUGGAGAUCUUUGCUAUACUAAAAAGAGGCCUGGACUGUCACGGUGCCACCACCAAGGAUGUCUUUUAUGUCCAUCUUUACCUGAGCGAAAUAUCCCACUUUGCGACAAUCAACGCCCACUACCAGRCAUUCUUUGGAAGUCUCUUGCCGCCGUCUCGGAGUUGUGUUGCCCUGGGACGUGGAGUCCUCCCCGGUGGAAGGCGGGUACUCUUGGACUGUAAGGUUCAGAUAGGGAGUGGGGAGUACAUGCGGCCAUCCRCAGACGGAGCUGUAGUAGGUGAGGCAAAUUGCUAUGCUGUUGCAGCUCAUCGGACGAAGACUUCGAAACUGAGGGAGGUUUUGCACGUGCAAUCUAUUUCCAACUGGGCGCCGGUCUGCGUAGGUCCAUAUAGCCAAGUCAACACACUACGGUCGGGAGUGCAAUUUCUGGCCGGUCAGAUCGGCCUCCGACCAGAAACAAUGGAACUGCAACCAACAUGGACUCUGCAAUUGGAACAAUGCUGGAAGAAUGUGGCAUCGGUCCUUGAUGCAUUGAAUGGAGGCUCUCUCAACGACAUAUUUGGCUCGUUGGUUUACUUAUCCGACAAGAUUUAUCCAGAAGAAARAUCUCUGGAAUUAUUAGAAGCCAUUUCGAGACACGAAAUWCGAACCAACGGGUCAAUUAUUGCCGGGAGAAUAGACUCGUUAACGGACGAAACUGAACUGUUUGGUGGAUAUGAAGAUCAAGGCACGUGGGAAGAAAUGAAGAGCCAAGAAGAAAAAGAAAAAGAAGAAUCRAUGUUCAAUCCAUGUCCCAUUCUYGUUGUGUCCAUUCCGGAAAUGCCGAAGGGAGCAGUUGUGGAAGUCGAAGUGAUCACCUCUACUGUGGAAGCAGCCAAGAGUCUAGAUACGAGAGAUGCUAUUUUUUCAAWGGAUUCAAACCGCAGAACAUCUCUCRUGCACAACGCCCCUAUAGGGUGGGAAUCGGGUCACAAUUUUCCGGUYCCAUUGUCACGCAACAAGGAAGGCAUGCGGAUCGACUCSUACUCUCGUGUAAUUGGGAAAGGGUGCGCUGCUGCUGUUCUUGUAACAGCGUCUUGUUCCAGUAACAUGUCCGAACCCUACGAAAUCCAACCCGAGGCUAUGCUCGUCGACAUGUUGUCUUCUGUCAAAAGUGUCCUAUCGGAGGCAAGAGCCGGUAUAAGUACUCGCAACAUGGUCCAUGUUCGACUUUUCUAUGUUUCUUCCGAGAAAUCUGAGGAUGGACAGUGCAUCGUACGUAACGAUGGCGUCGAAUUGCGUUCGGCCCUCAACGGUGCGGUAAAUUCUACGAAUAAGAUGGAAAACAAUCAUGCAGCUACUUCAGUUAUCCCAGUCAGAGCUAUUGGUACGAUUGGGGCUGUGCCAAAGCAARCGAGUAACGACAAUAGGGUUACUCUGUUCGCCAUGCAGGUACUUUUGCUAGAUCCUGUCCAUCUUGAAACUGAAAUAUGGAUCCAUAAGGAUCGUUAAAACGCUAUCACAUUAUUAACAAGAAUAACUUCAAUUCCGCUUCACACACUAUGACGGCUGCUACUCGCAGCAAGUACCAGYGAUACGAUGGAAGGAUCAAUUGAAUCUUUCUCCAUGAUCCUCGAUACAUGGAKUACAGAAAAUCCACCCAACAACAUUUGACAAUACUUUGUGUAAUUUACAUGUCCUUGAUACGCUCCGAKGGUUUUCCCGGGGAGAUUUGGUUCGUUUUUGGUCGGAMUGUGCUUCGGAGACACAUGACCUUCUAGCUCACAGGGAUCAUCAACAUUCAGAGUCUUGUGAAGUAUUAGCGAAGAAGAAUUACAAGAAGAUCUUGUGUCGUUUGAUUCGUCCUUAUCACCCACAGAACGAAAAGGAUUCUUYACGUCGAAUCCCGAGAAGUCAAACCAUACAGAAUUCUCUUCCUCCGAUGACAUAGUGUGCGCCAAUUUUGGGGUUGAAAAACCUCCGUCGGUGAAGCUGCUACCUUCAUCGUUACAAUCAUCGGCGAAGUAACGUCCAAAAUAAUUGUGUGGAAUCUUGGUUGCAUAUUCGUGAGAUUUUGUUGCGAAAAUGUUGACCAUACUGUCUGAUAGUAGGGCUUCUUUUCUUGAGUACUCGGUAAGCUUGGGCUCUGUUGCUUCAUAUUCASUUAUCGAGACYGGAUUUCGUAAGUCCUUCCUAAAUUGUUGAAAAGUAGAAGUCGUGCUCAAUGUCGAGGAGCUCUUCAUUGAAAGCUCUUGCUCUUCAUCAAUAUCAAACCGAAAAUUAUCGUAAAUUGUACGUUGAUCGUAAAUUUUAGAAAUUUCAAUAGCAGUGGAUGCGCUGGUCUCGGAACCGCAAGUUCCUUCGGCAACAGGCCCAUGAUUUGCUCUUUCUUCACAGAUCAAUUGUGGUUGAAUGAAUUCAUCUUCUACUUGAUUAGGAAUAAAACUAUUUGGACGCAUCCACUUCUUGCUGCAUGAGUUGAUAGGGGUACUGCUGGACUGAUCGUAAAGUCUCAUCUCAAAUGCCGUUACUUGCACUAGAGAAAAAGUUUCGGCCGAUAAAAAGCUUGGAAUCAUAGACAAAGGAAAACUGUAAGAUGGUCGAUACUCUAUACAAAGGAAUGAACUAGAGCAUGGAURUGGCGGCUUCAAUUUCUACAUUAAUGAUUGGUUGUACUACAUGGUUGCAAUUUUAAAUUACUCCGAUUUUUUCAUUACAAUCGUGGCACACACAAAAUACUCUGUUACUGUAUCGACAGUAUUUUUACGUGUAAUGCUUAUAGAUU
Messenger RNA from Pseudo-nitzschia multistriata, 3915 nucleotides. NCBI's taxonomy places the organism in Eukaryota, Bacillariophyta, Bacillariophyceae, Bacillariales, Bacillariaceae. The record is from the annotation of a GenBank genome assembly.